GAGACGCACCCCGCGGACAGGGAGUUGUCGGGUCGGCCGUAAGUUUUUAACCGACCGAGAACUGAAAACAUUCUCGAUUUCGACUUUAAUUCGGACAGUCGGCGGUUUUUACCGAGCUAAGGGAAUGAAAUGCUGCUACGGAGCUGAAGCGAGAGAUCCAGGAGAGGUCCAGCCCAGCGACUCCAGGCAGAGACGAGUUGCCCGGUUCCAAGAUCCAGUCCUGGUCGCCUCGCCGCCAUGUCUUGACACCCUGCCCUCUCCUCUGAAUACCCCGUCCCCUCCUCCCUCCCCCUCCUCGCCCUCGUCCUCCUCCACCUCCUCGUCCUCCUCUCCCACCUCCAGGGUUCCGUACGCAGAGAUGAACCUGAACCAUCAGACCCAGGACCCGGAGCGGGACCUCCCCCCCUCCUCCUCCUCCUCCGUCAGAAAGACCCCGAAAAAGAGGGGCAUCUCCCUGCGCUCGCUGUUCCGGAGGCGCCGCCCGGACCCCAAGUCCCGCAAGUCCCGCUCGUCGACGGGGGGCGUGGACGGCAUCGCUAGCAUCGAGAGCGUCGUCCAGUCGGAAAUGCAGCAGCAGCAGCAGCAGCAGCAGGAAGUGGCUUCCACCUCGACCUCCUCCUCCGCCUCCUCCGCUUCCUCGGAGUUCCUGGAGUGCCCGCUCUGCCUGCUCCGGCACACGCGCGACCGCUUCCCCGACAUCAUGACGUGCCACCAUCGCUCGUGCGCCGACUGUCUGAGGCAGUACCUGCGCAUCGAGAUCUCCGAGAGCCGCGUCAACAUCAGCUGCCCCGAGUGCUCGGAGCGCUUCAACCCCCACGACAUCCGCAUGAUCCUCGGCGACCGCGCCCUCAUGGAGAAGUACGAGGAGUUCAUGCUGAGGCGCUGGCUCGCUUCUGACCCCGACUGCCGCUGGUGCCCCGCCCCGGACUGCGGGUACGCGGUCAUAGCGUUCGGCUGCGCCAGCUGUCCGAAGAUCACGUGCAGCCGCGAAGGAUGCGACACGGAGUUCUGCUACCACUGUAAACAGCUGUGGCACCCCAACCAGACCUGCGACGCCGCCCGGCAGCAGAGGGCGCAGAGCCUCCGACUGAGACCCUUCAGAUCCUCCUCGCUCAGCUACAGCCAGGAGAGCGGCGCCACGGCAGACGAUAUCAAGCCGUGUCCCCGCUGCGCCGCUUACAUCAUCAAGAUGAACGACGGGAGCUGUAAUCACAUGACCUGCGCCGUGUGCGGCUGCGAGUUCUGCUGGCUCUGCAUGAAGGAGAUCUCCGACCUUCACUACUUGAGCCCUUCAGGGUGCACAUUCUGGGGUAAGAAGCCCUGGAGCCGGAAGAAGAAGAUUCUCUGGCAGCUGGGCACGCUGGUUGGCGCUCCCAUCGGCAUCGCCUUGAUUGCUGGCAUUGCCAUUCCAGCUAUGAUCAUCGGAAUUCCUGUGUACGUGGGCAGAAAGAUUCACGGCCGUUAUGAGGGGAAGGAAAUCUCCAAGCACAAGAGGAACCUGGUGAUCGCCGGCGGGGUCACGUUGUCCGUCAUCGUCUCACCGGUCGUAGCCGCCGUCACCGUCGGUAUCGGAGUGCCCAUCAUGCUGGCCUACGUGUACGGCGUAGUGCCCAUCUCUCUGUGCCGCAGCGGAGGUUGUGGCGUCUCCGCCGGAAAUGGGAAAGGCGUCCGGAUCGAAUUCGACGACGAGAACGACAUGAACGCGGGCAGCGGGGCGGCCGCGACAGACAGCACAUCGGUGGCAGAGACGAGGCAGAACGCCAGCAUCGGAGGCAGCGUGGGGGGGCUGACGGGCAGCCUGAGCGCCAGCGGGAGCCACAUGGAGAGAAUCGGCGCCAUGAGGGACAACCUGAGCGAGAACGCCAGCACCAUGGCGCUGACCGGCAGCCUGUCGGGCAGCACAGUGGGCCACUGCUUCAACAGGUUGGAGGUGCAGGCUGACGUUCAGAAGGAGCGCUGCAGCCUGAGCGGGGAGUCCGGCACGGUCAGCCUGGGGACAAUCAGUGACAACGCCAGCACCAAAGCGAUGGCCGGGUCCAUCCUCAACGCCUACCUGCCUCUGGAGAGAGAGGGCAGCAGUAUGGAGGUUCAGGUGGACGUGGAGUCCAAACUGGGGAAGCUGCGGCACCACAGCGGGAGCAGCAGCAUGGAGGAGGGCAGCACCGGCGGGCGCGGCAGCGUCGGCGGCGGCAGCGGCAGCGGCGUCUGCCCCCCGAACUGCCCCCACGAUGCCAAAUACGGCUCGGGCAAGAAGAGCAAAGGCAAGAUGCGCAAGAAGGCGGGCGGCACCAAGAUCAACGAGACGCGCGAGGACAUGGACGCGCAGCUGCUGGAGCAGCGCAGCACCAACUCCAGCGAGUUCGACUCUCCGUCCCUGAGCGGCAGCCUGCCCUCCGUCGCCGACUCCCACUGCAGCCACUUCAGCGAGUUCAGCUGCUCGGACCUGGACGCUUCCCGGCCCCCCAACACCAUCAGCCCUCUCCCCGAGGUGGAGAACGACCGGCUGGAGAACUGCCCCGCUCACGGCCACGCCCACCUCUCCGCCCCGCCGCCGGCCGCUCAGCCCGUCCCUCACGGCGCGGAGAGCCCCGACUCGGCCCGUCCCGACGAUUCCCCCGAGGAACGCGAUAACGACGACGCGCGGCGGCCCGGCAGCCCGGCGCGCGACGCCUGCAUCCAGACCGAGAUCUAGCGCCGCGCUUGAGCCACGCUAAUAAACCGCUUGUUUGAAAUGCUAA
Molecule: messenger RNA, 2738 nt
Organism: Trichomycterus rosablanca
Lineage: Eukaryota; Metazoa; Chordata; Actinopteri; Siluriformes; Trichomycteridae
Gene: rnf19a
Product: ring finger protein 19A, RBR E3 ubiquitin protein ligase
Exons: 10
Coding region: 125-2692 (855 amino acids)
Biological process (GO): positive regulation of proteasomal ubiquitin-dependent protein catabolic process; protein polyubiquitination; ubiquitin-dependent protein catabolic process
Cellular component (GO): ubiquitin ligase complex; cytoplasm
Molecular function (GO): ubiquitin conjugating enzyme binding; zinc ion binding; ubiquitin protein ligase activity
Source: RefSeq, a predicted model, not a curated record